AUGGAUGCUCAAAAGAAAUCUUUAUUCGAUGACGCUGUUGAUGGUGAAUUGCUCAGUGAACCUUCUCAAACGUUUGCGCCUACAGUUAUCAUCUCAUUACUUGUCGUUUUUUUAACAAUAUUUAUUUUAUGGUGGAUCAAACGACGUCCCGGAUCGCAUCGUCGUGGUGAAUGUCUUCUAUUGUGUGGAGCAUCGAAUUCCGGUAAAACAUUACUCUUCUGCCGUUUCACAACGGGCUUGGCUAAACGAACAAUAACAUCGAUGGCAACAAAUACAGGUUCGAUGAUACUUGAAAGUUCAUCGUCGGAUCGUCCACCGAAGAAAAUUCAUGUUAUUGAUAUACCCGGUAAUUUACGUAUUCGUCAACGCGAUUUUAAUACAAAUAAAAGCUCAGCCAAGGCAAUUAUAUUUGUUAUUGAUAGUACAACAAUUAAAGAAGAAAGUAAAGACGUUUCGGAUUAUCUUUAUGAUAUUUUACAUGAGAAAUCAUUUCGCCAACAACGUUUACCCAUAUUAAUAUUUUGUAAUAAACAAGAUAUCAAUAAUGACGUGGAAACUGUUCAGUCGAUUCGUGCUCUACUUGAAAAUGAAUUAACAAUGAAACGUAAAACACGUGCAUCGGCUGUUGAUGUUCAUCAAGGCAAAUCUGACACCAUUGAUGAUAUUGGCCAAUUGGGAAAAGAAAAAUUUGAAUUUAAUGAUAUUAAAGAUAUUCAAAUUACAUUUGUUGAUGGUUCAGCUUUGGGCAAUGAGAAGAAAUCAUUUGCUGAUCAGUACGAUGACGAAGCAGAUAUUGAUAGUGCUGGCGAUGAAACUGAUGCUGAUGGCGGAAUGAAUCUAGAUCAAGUUUAUGAUUGGAUUCAAAAAGUGUGGAUGAAAUGA
Messenger RNA from Rotaria socialis, 882 nucleotides. The record is from the annotation of a GenBank genome assembly. Lineage: Eukaryota; Metazoa; Rotifera; Eurotatoria; Philodinida; Philodinidae.